Messenger RNA from Asterias rubens (European starfish), 5460 nucleotides. RefSeq lists its product as uncharacterized. The record is from RefSeq and is a predicted model, not a curated record. The coding region runs from base 16 to 2394 and encodes 792 amino acids. Lineage: Eukaryota; Metazoa; Echinodermata; Asteroidea; Forcipulatida; Asteriidae. Gene Ontology annotation, molecular function: zinc ion binding. The transcript has 5 exons.
GAUCAAUCGUUGUGGAUGGAACUGUUGAAAAUGGACGAAAUUUCCGACGUUUUAGAUGACUCAGAUGAGAUUUCUGAAGUUGAUAUCGCUGAUAUUAAUUGGUGUGAAUGUUGCCCUUCAAGUAGCCAAGAAGGAAGCCUCAAGUCAUUACAGGAGACAUUACCUCAAGGUUUUAGCUACAUAUGUUGCAGGCAAUCGAUCCAAACAAACUGCCCAAGAGUUGAAUUUAGAAUAAACGUCACAGAUGAAUUGUCAGCGAAAGAUUGGAUAAAAAAGUAUCAAGACAAAACUCUCGCUACUUGGAGGAUAUCGAGGACCUAUCCAAAUCGUGGAAGAAGGACACUCUGCCGUCUGGAGAGGAGAUGUCAACACAUGACAUGCCCAAGGACGACGUCAGCUAACAAGAGGAAGAGCUCCAAGAACACCAACUGCCCAGCCAUACUCGUUCUAAUCGUCAGGAAGACAGAGUUCAAACGCCUCGAUGGAACGGACAGAGUGAUGAGAUCUGAGGAUCAGCAUCUUCCAACUUGGCCAGCGAGAGUGACCCUUAAGUAUGAGCACAACCACCCACUGAAGGCUGCCGAUGUGCUGCGACACAGAGACGUCUCCAAAGGGGUGCGAAAGAAGUUGAUAAAACUCUUCAGGGCAGGACACAAUGCUUCUAGUGCACUCAACAUGCACCAGUAUGACUUGCAGAUGGAACAUGGGAAUGACUACGUGUUUCUCAGUGAAGACAGACAUCACAAUCCAGAUCUCAACUUCACUUGGAGGUUGUACAACCAGAUUUGGGGGAAGACCAGUGGUGGUAGCCGCAAAAAGAGAUUAAAACUGAUGUCUGACAUGGAAGAUAUGAGUGAGGAAAUGGGGAAAGGUCCCAAGGAUAGGAAGGCAUUCUGUGUCAGCACCAACACGGAGAUGGUGGAGAUGUUGAGGGAGAAGAUUAACAAGUAUAACCUGGAGAACGGCGACUGCGUUAGGAUGGUCGUCAAAGAUGAUCAACUGGUAAUGGCCAUCAUCACCCCGCUCAUGAAGCGAGCCCACAAGAUGGUUAAGUAUUCAGGUGAGAUGGUCUUCAUGGAUGCUUCGGGAAUCAUCAGUGGACAGAACAGCCAUGUUUUCCUGAUGAUGACGCCAAGCUUUGCGGGAGGCUUGCCUCUUGGUGCUUACAUCACAACGAAUGACUCUAAGGCACAUCUUGAAGCAGCCAUUCGGCUUGGUCAAGAAAUCGUUGGCGACACUGCCUUUUACGGUAGAGGUUCAAUCGGUCCUGAAGUCUUCUUUACAGAUGACUUAGAAGAAGAAAGGCUCGCACUAAGUACUAUCUACCCCCAGUCAACGCUGAUACUUUGCAUUUAUCAAGUGUUACAGUCGUUCUGGAGACAUCUGUUUGAUCCCAAAUUCAAGAACCAACGAGAAGAUGGGCCAUACCUCUUCCAGUUGAUGAAAUCCAUGCUAUAUUCCUCCACAGCUGACGAGAUAGAAGCAGUUUAUGCAAGCAUCAUUCAUGACUCAAUCGUUGAUAAAUAUCCCUUAAUGAUGAGCAUAUAUGUGAAAAUGUAUGAAAGGAAACACGAAUGGGCGCUUUGCUACUUGGACAGCUUGUCGUUAAGAGGUAAUAACACCAGUAACUACUGCGAGUCAGCCAUGCGAAUUCUCAAGGAUAAAAUCUUCCACCGCGCAAAAACAUACAGUGCUGUCCAGCUGGUGGAUUUCUUACUGACUCGAAUGGACCAGUACUACCAAACACGCUUGCUGGAUGUUAGCCACAACAGACUGGAAAAGGCACUGGGUUCUAGGUACAUCUCAGCCGGAAGCCCCGCCGGGUGCACCCCAAAGAGCCAGAUAGUUCAGGAGUCAGCGAUGGUGUUUCUUGUACCCCAUGAGAAGCCCGAGGAGCCUCCCUUCAGGGUGGACAUGACUGUGGGUCUCUGCACUUGCAAGGUUGGAAGUUCGGGAGGUCCCUGUUGCCAUCAGAAGGCUAUCCUGACCGGUUUCUACAUCCCCUCCUGGAACUUCAUUCCUGUCAAUGACGAUGCCAUGAGUAAACUUUUGUUUGAAAUCUCAGGGGCACUGGCGGAGGAUAGCAACUCAAGAAGGAAGCGCCAUAGGGAGGAAUCAGACGUCAAUGAUGUUGAAGGUAGUGCACGUGUAGCAUUAGAGGAAGAUGUAUCUCUGGAGACCAGAAGGUCGAAGGUCACCCCAGUGGGGAAACCUUACAAAGCCCAUCAGAAGAAAGUCCUGGAAGACUUGGAUGCUUUCGUUACAAGGAUCAAGAAUGGUUUCCUCAAUAACCCUGGUAUUUAUAGAGAUGCGUUAGAAGAUUUUGUUCAACGAACAAAGAGAUUUACUUCUGAGGCUGAACUGGUUUGUUCUUUGUACACAUUUGGAGAAUAGAUUUUUGAGAUGUUCUUAUAACAUGAGGGUUUGUCAUGCUCACCUUGUGUGUUUUGUAGAAUCUGAAACUUGUUCUGGAACUGCCAAUAUUUUAAUUAUUUAGUAGCACAUGCACAGAUCUUUGUCAUGCGAUUGAUGGGGUUGACGGUGUUAAGUUCGCUCAAGGACCAAUGGUUAACAAGUUGUUGUUUAGAGACAUACGUAGGCCAUUUGCACAUAAGUUGUAGUGCAAACGCCUUAAGUCAUGUCAUUUUGACAUAGCUCCCGACUUAUUGCACCUAUCAUUUUGUUAGAACUGUUCCACUCUGCACUGUGCUAUGGAAACGGCUGUUGAUAACCAGUGAAGCGACCAUGCCUAGUAGGCUGGUUCUAUAUAGUUGACCAGCAUAGUCAAACUACCAUUGACUAGACAUAGUUUGGGCAAACUUGGUCGAACUAUGGCCAAUGAUGUUCCUUGUGCAAGUUUCGUCCAGGUGUACUGCUGCGAUACUCCAAAAUUUUAUAUUGGAGCCCUAUAUGGAUAAUUAAAGGAUGCUUUAGACAUUUUGCAGUACCCUUACCAAAAUGAUCAAGCCCAACUUGUUGGUCCAAACUAGGAAAGACCAUGUCAAGGUGGACAAGGUUGAUGACUAUAUGGAGUCAUCUACAUUGUUUAUUAAAAAGUUUUUAAAAUUUAUUUUCAAAAGUUUUGAAUGGACGAGUUUCCAUGUCUAUUUUGUGUUUAUGGUGGCAACAUUUUACAAAACAAGGGUCUACAUGUAUGUGUGAGCUAUAUAAAACACAUACUGCAUACAUUUUGUUUUUGCAUUAUAUAGAAUACAAUCACUCUGUGAAGUUUGACUCUUCCAGUUUCAUUUGGCUUUGCCUUAUAAAAUGGAAUAGUUCGAUUUCACCUCAUGAUUAUAUUCUGCAUAUUCUCAUUUAUAUGCCUCAUGUAUAUGCAUCCAAUAUGUGUGUUCUGUUUUCACUAGCAAGUACCGAAGUUUGAGGUUUGUGUAUUUUUUGUACAUACAAAGUAAAUAUAUAAUCAGUGUGCUUGCUACCUUUUUUUGUUUUUUUGGGGGGCUGCCUGGCACUUAAUAUGGGUCUACUGAUCUGUUUUUUAUUUAAACUGGCUAAAUAGUUAUAUUUGUAUGCACUCACAUUUGAACCACUGGAUGACAUGUUGCUGCACAAAUGAGCCGAGCCACAUUAUGACAUAAAAGGUGUGUUCGAUUAGCUUUCCCUGGUCGACCAACUUUGUGAGCGAUUUACUUUGGGCUGACCCGGGUGCAAUGAUGUAACAAUGAAAAAGUGUUCUCAAUGGUCACUAGUUUUUGUAAUUUUCACCCUAAAAUAGGGAAUUUGUGAGCACUAGGUAUUUUUAUAUUCAUAGACUUUUUUAGCUUGCACACCUAUGUGCUGCUGGCCGGGCCACCAUUGCUGGAAUGCUGGCACAAAUAGAAGUGUCUUUCUCUUAGUUCCAGUCGGUGCAGAUUCUGUAGAGUAUCACACAAAGACUCUAUGGUCUGCACCGUUUUCCAUCAUUGAGAAUAACACAGAAUUCACAUUAAAAGUUUAAAAGAUGCUGGUUUUCCAAUGUCUUUGUGUACAAAAUGUGCAUUUUAUGCAAUGACGGCUCGCCUGCAGCAAUUGGUCGCAAUCGCUGAGGUCAAACAAUGGAGACAUGCCUGAAUGUACAUAAAGCUAACAACUCACAGCCAAUAAUAGUCUUCAUUUAUCUCAGUGAGGGCUCUAUUUGGGUCUGUGACAUAAUGCUCAAGACAUCUACUAAGGUUGCCAUCAUGUCGACAAAUAAUGUUUGUUUGAAUAAAUGUUAUAGUUUGUACAUUGAUAAAUAUUGCACCCUUUCCUUUUUAUAAAAGCCUCAAUGUUUGAGUUGUAACACCAAGAUAAGAACUUCAAGUAUUUUAUUGUUAAACAUGACCCUUUAAUCUUCCCCGAGGUUUCUCAUCAGAAAUUGGUAUGGAAAAGUUUUGAUGGUCAAAUUAUGGUUGCAGUUAUCAUUUACUGUUAAAAGAAAUAAUGAUCAUUCAGCAUAUUUUCUGCACAAAGAUCAGCCCUGAUUCUUCAUAAAGGCAUUUGUCCCAAUGCCACUGGUCAUUCAUUGCCUUGAUGCCCCUUGAAAUGUCUAUAUCCUUUUACUGUUGAGGACAAACUGCCUUGCUCUGACUAGACUUGACUCAAGUCCCAAUCCCGUGCCAGCGCCACAGAAAAUAAUUGUUUUCCAGGCCCCAACCUGUUCUGCUUGCGGGCCAAUAACUACAUUUUGACGAUGGGGGCGCACUUGUCUUAUGUGACUGCUGGCGUGUUACAUGUUUGGGACCUCACACGAUAAAGGGACUUGAAUCAAGUCUAUGCUCUUACAAGUGCUCUUGAAAAAGUCACAACUAACAAUAGAGGCUGUACCUUGUUAUAUAAUAUUGCAGUGUUGCAUAAAAAAUCUUAAUAAUAUUAACAUAAACAUUAUUUAAAAUACACUCUUUUUUUGGAGGAUGAUUUCGUGUUCAGGCUCUAGUUUUCAAUAAAUAUGCCCGAUAGCUCUAAGUUCAACUUGUGAACUUGUCAUCAAAUCAGUAGUUGUGUUUUAGUGAAAACAUUGAAAACUUGUUAACAUUGUGCAGUGUUGGGUUCCAAUUGCUGCUAUGGAAGGUUGCACUUUCAUGUUUCGACACCCCUAUGUUUCGACAUCCCCUCUGUUCCGACAUCCCCUCUGUUCCGACAACCUAACCUAUAAUCCAAGUGAACAAAUCACUGGGAGUUUUCAUAAAAUAUUGUUUUCGGUACAUAGGCUUGUCAAAAUAUAGACCAUUCACCCAAAUAGAAAUAUAAAACUGUGAGUUUUGUUUUCUUCAAAAGUCUGGACUUUUUUCUCUGGAAAUGUUGUUACUUUAUUAUCAGUGACUAAGCUUUUAUACACAAAUAUUUUGAUUGAUUUAUUAUCUAUGUAUUUUUUUAAUUGAAAAGUUCUUACAAAUGAAUGGUUGGAAUAACACCAUAUACUUGUUUUUUUGUUUGUCUACAGUGGGGACAGAGUAAAGCAUAUUUGAACAAAAAGAAAUUGAC